GCUGCCGUAGGCUCCGCCGGGGGCCGCUGCCACCGCCCCUUCCGUCGACGCAGGGCGAAGAGGGGCGGUCGGGUUGGGAGCGCAGGAUGCUCCGGUCGCUCUGGAGUUUCCUCAAGCGGCACAAGAAGAAAUGCCUAGUCCUCGGCACCUUCCUCGGCGGGGUCUAUUUACUGGGAAAAUACGGGCAGAAGAAAAUCAGAGAAAUCCAAGAACGAGAGGCAGCUGAAUACAUUGCCCAAGCACGAAGACAGUAUCAUUUUGAAAGUAAUCAGAGGACGUGCAAUAUGACAGUGCUGUCAAUGCUCCCUACAUUGAGGGAUGCCUUAAUGCAUCAGUUAAAUUCUGAGAGUCUCACAUCUCUUCUUAAAAAUAGGCCAGCAAACAAGUUAGAAAUAUGGGAGGAUUUAAAGAUAAUAAGUUUCACAAGAAGCAUUGUAGCUGUCUAUAGUACCUGUAUGCUAGUAGUUCUUUUGCGAGUCCAAUUAAAUAUUAUUGGCGGUUACAUCUACCUAGAUAAUGCUGCAGUCUGCAAGAACGGCACGACACCACUAGCUCCCCCUGAGGUUCAACAGCAAUACUUAUCAAGUAUCCAGCACCUGCUAGGAGAUGGACUGACUGAGUUAAUAACUAUUGUUAAACAAGCUGUGCAUAAAGUUUUUGGAAGCAUUUCCCUUAAGCAUGCCCUAUCUCUUCUGGAGCUGGAACAGAAACUAAAAGAAAUCAGGAAAGUAGUGGAACAUAAAGAUUCAGAUCAGAUUGCACCUUAUUCUCCCUUAUGCCAUUAUCUGAUGCCAGAUGAAGAAAACCCCCUAGCUACCCAGGCUUGUGGACUCACAGAAAGAGACACUGCUACAAUUAAAUUACUUAAUGAAACUAGAGAUAUGCUGGAAAGGUAUACAGAAAAUAUUCAUAUUGAACUCCUUACAACUACAGUUCACUCCAGACUUCAGUACAGUUUUGAGCACAUGUUUAAACAGAGGAUUCAGUCAACUGCUGGACAAUAUGGCAGAGUUCUUUAGACCUACUGAACAAGACUUCUCUCAGAAUGGCUCUGUAAAUAGAUCUAAAAACAGAAAUCAGAAGACCUAUCCUUUCCAAUUUUUGCCAGUGCUGUACAAACAGACUGCUUUUUGAGUCUGGGAGAUGUCCUUGCAGCGUCCCCCUGUGAGGCCAUAAGAUAGCUCUGUAUGUCCGAGUCUCUGACUGGUAAUUACAAAAGUUCUCAGGGAAGCUGGACAUAAUUGUGGUUCUCCAAAUACACGUAACCUACAGAGCUUUAGGUUCUUGACUGGUAUGUUGGAAAAAAUGUUAACAUUCAGGAUCUUCUGCCUCUUUCUAAAAGAACGUUAAAAAUACAGCUUUUAUUCUGAGAUUAUCUUGGUUUAAAAACACUUCACUGUGUUAGAAGUCUGAAAGCUGAGUUCAAAUCCUAGAAAUAUAAUUCCUAAAAUAUUAAAAGGAAUACUUUGAAUAUAACUUUUUAUGUAUGUUUAUUUUACAAGCCGUCGGUUAUUAAAUAGUAAUGUUUGUAUUGAAAUGUGUGCUGUGUGCAUUGCUCAAAAUAUCCCAAAGGCUUUAGCUUGGCUGUUUCUCCUCAGCUUGGUUAAGAAUUUGAGGGUCUGAGAUUGUAGAGGGACACGUCUGACAACUGUUUAUGUGUACACACAGGUAAAUACUGUAGCUUCUCAUGCAAAAUGAAUGUGUUUUAGCAGUAAUAGGAUAACCAACAGUUAUGAUAAAAUUUUCUUUGGUAGAUCUUCCCUAUUAAAUGAAAAACUUAAUAGGGUCAAACCUUCAUCUUGUACAUUCCAGUUUGUGGUCUGUGCAAAACUAACUUCUUCCAACUCUUACUUUUGAAGUAGUAAUUAUUUAGAUUAGUAAUAAUCACAGUUUAGUUGUUUUGCAAAUAUCCAAGCAAGUCUACGUCAAUAUUUUUUUGUUCUC
Molecule: messenger RNA, 1944 nt
Organism: Numida meleagris (helmeted guineafowl)
Lineage: Eukaryota; Metazoa; Chordata; Aves; Galliformes; Numididae
Gene: PEX3
Product: peroxisomal biogenesis factor 3
Exons: 11
Coding region: 87-1019 (310 amino acids)
Biological process (GO): protein import into peroxisome membrane
Cellular component (GO): peroxisomal membrane
Molecular function (GO): protein-macromolecule adaptor activity
Source: RefSeq, a predicted model, not a curated record